Colletotrichum gloeosporioides is the source of this 366-nucleotide messenger RNA. RefSeq lists its product as uncharacterized. The coding region runs from base 1 to 366 and encodes 121 amino acids. The transcript has a single exon. NCBI's taxonomy places the organism in Eukaryota, Fungi, Ascomycota, Sordariomycetes, Glomerellales, Glomerellaceae. The record is from RefSeq and is a predicted model, not a curated record.
AUGAAGAACCCAACCACUGCGCCCUGGAGCCUCAGCGCCUCUCGCAACGACGUUGAAAAGCUUCUCCGGGGCUUCCGACCGGCGGCGAUGGAGGACCGCUGGAUGUUCCGCGCAGACAAGCCAGACGUCUGCGGAGACUUCGUGGUGCAUGUGCACAGAAGCUGGACUGGGGACGAGCUUCUGCGCAUAAACGUGGUCUUGGCGGCUCCGGGUGGAGGUGCCCCACCAGCAAACACCGACGAACCUCACGCUUCGAUAACCGACAUCACGUGGGACAGGGGGGACGGCGGUUUUCUUUCUACCGAGGCGGAGGCUAAGGAACUAGCAACUGCCCUGUUACGGAACGUGCUGGGGUGUGACUUGUGA